CACUGUGUUGGAAUGGCUUCCUGUAUCUUCUCUUUUUCACGCGCUCUAAGAACAUGGAUUACAGUUUACCUCUAUUAAACCCUUUUUUUUUUUACUACCAUAGAAGAGACAAUACACCUAGAGAAAGAUACAGCGCAACACAGAAACGGAAAAGAGAAACCUUCAAUACGAACUUAAUAUGUUCUUAUUCCAGUUACCAGAGGUUGUUCUCUACCACAUUAUGUCAUAUUUGGAAUACAAGUCUUUGAGUCGCCUUUCUCAAGUUUGCACAACAAUUUACCAUUUUGCAAAUCGUGACGCCGUAUGGAGGAAGAUAGCAAAAGAGUUCAUCAACACUGGAAUUACACGACAAGGAGCUGAUGUGUAUCCCCACAUCCCGCUGAAGGACAGAGUGAAGGUAUCUCAGAACUGGUGCCAUGGGAUCUGCAGAAAGGAAGUCAUGCUCAAAUGGAGGAUUAACUUGUUGCCAUGGAUACAGCUGGACGGGGAUGUGCUGUAUCUGUCUCAGGCUGCAGACAUCGGAGCGUACCAUCUGAGGCCGGACACGGGGAGGCUGCAGCGCAUCCCCAUGGCUCUGUUCUCAGGACACCAGGAAGACGUGUGUCGAUUUGCUGUGACUGACACACACCUCGUUAGUGGAGGAAGUGAUGGUAAGAUCCUGGUGCACCACAGGAGGAAUGGGUCCUCUAUGGAGUACUCAGGUCACAACCAGGAGGUGAAUUGCCUGGACUGCAGAGGAGGACUGAUUGUCAGCGGCUCCAGAGACAGAACAGCCCGGAUUUGGACUUUGUCUUCCAACUUCCCCAGAGACACGAUCCCUAUGAACGACAGGGUGUGGUCUGUGGCUAUUAGUCCCACACAGAGCUCCUUUGUGACCGGCACGGCCUGCUGUGAGAACUUCUCUCCUCUGCGGAUCUGGGAUGUUGAAAGGUGUGAGUUGCUGUGUUGUCUGGGUUCAGAGUUCCGGCGGGGUGCAGGUGUGUUGGAUAUAGUCUAUGAGUCGCCCUUCCAGCUGCUCACCUGUGGCUACGAUACCUACAUCCGCUUCUGGGACCUCCGCCUCAGCCCCAGGAAGUGUGUCAUGGAGUGGGAGGAGCCUCAUGACAGUGCCCUCUACUGCAUCCAGACGGACGGGAAUCACAUGAUUGCCAGUGGCUCCUCCUACUAUGGCGUCAUACGGACGUGGGAUAAGCGGCAGACCCGCUGCUUAGAGAUGUUCCAGCUGUCCUCUGCUGUGAGUAGCCCAGUGUACUGCCUGCGUUUCAACACCUCUCACCUGUACGCUGCCCUCGCCACAGCACUGCACUCUCUGGACUUCAAACAGGGCCUCCGGCCUCGCAGAUAACACCCACUUCCACAGACAGCUGUUGGGAUUUAGAAAAAUAAAUUAUAUGUUUUUGACAGUAAAUGGCUUCAUUCUCUGUA
Coregonus clupeaformis (lake whitefish) is the source of this 1425-nucleotide messenger RNA. RefSeq names its product F-box and WD repeat domain containing 4 (gene fbxw4). The record is from RefSeq and is a predicted model, not a curated record. Gene Ontology annotation, cellular component: SCF ubiquitin ligase complex. Gene Ontology annotation, biological process: SCF-dependent proteasomal ubiquitin-dependent protein catabolic process. Gene Ontology annotation, molecular function: protein binding. The transcript has 9 exons. Lineage: Eukaryota; Metazoa; Chordata; Actinopteri; Salmoniformes; Salmonidae. The coding region runs from base 179 to 1345 and encodes 388 amino acids.